Mercurialis annua (annual mercury) is the source of this 567-nucleotide messenger RNA. RefSeq lists its product as uncharacterized. Lineage: Eukaryota; Viridiplantae; Streptophyta; Magnoliopsida; Malpighiales; Euphorbiaceae. Bases 1 to 567 code for a protein of 188 amino acids. The transcript is spliced from 2 exons. The record is from RefSeq and is a predicted model, not a curated record.
AUGAAAUUGCCAGUCCUGCCGACCUUUAACGGGGAAGGGGAUCCCCGAGAUCACACAUCCAGAUUCACAGCCACAAUGGGGCUACUCAGCGUAUCAGACGCCAUUUUAUGCAGGGUUUUUUCCACCACGCUCACAGGCACAGCCCAGAGAUGGUAUAACAAAUUGAAGCCAGGAUCAAUCAAGAGCUUUUCUUCGCUCUCAACAGAAUUUCUCAACAGAUACCUCACAAACAUACCGGCAAAAACUAUCACCAGCAUCCUGAGAUCCUGCAUCCAAGAAGAGGGAGAAACCUUACGAAGCUACAUUGAACGAUUCAACAAGCAAGCUAUGAAGAUUGACAACCUGAACGUCAAUAUGGCGACUGAAGCGUUACGAGAAGGAACACGAUUUGGAAAACUGGUGGAUAAGCUGCUAAGAUUUGAAGGUCGAGAUCGAAAGAAUGAGCGACACAGGCGAGCUAAGGAAAUUCGUGGCCCGAAAAAGAGAAGAGCAAUGACAAAGGAGAAAAAAGAAUCAGAGAGGACAAACCAAAGGAAAAAGAAGAUGAAAGCCCUUCCAAAGUACUAG